ACCUUUGCUUUCGUUUGGCUUCCAUCUGUUUUAUUGCUUGCUGCCGGGUUGCACUCUUUUGCUCUGCUCAAUAAGCUUUAUUAUAUUUCUUGCUUGCUCUGAUGUCUGAGCUAUCGCUGCUGCCCCCUUUGCCCCCCUCUAUGCCCCAGACUCCCACCGCGGAAGUCCCAUCGCAGCUUGCCAGCCCCUCCGGAAGUCCGCACGGCUAUCCCACUCGUACAGUUGCUAUCAUCAAGAACCAUGCUUUGGAACACCGGCUUGAUAUCGAGCCUCGUAUACUCGAGGCCAGCUUCGAGAUCGUGAAGGAAAGGCAGAUGGAGUUCGAUAUGGAAACGGACCCGGAAGCUCUCUAUGAGCUGUUCGGGGAAGACGCCAGAUCCUUUGCUGAAGGUCCCGUCUGGGUGUACGUCCUGGAGCGCCGGAGGGCCGUCGAAGUCUGGAAGACCCUCAUGGGCCCCGCAGACCCCGCGGAAGCAAAGGCGACCGCGCCCAACUCCCUCCGCGCCCUCUACGGUCUGUCGCUCGAGCAGAACGGAUUCAUGGGCUCGCCCGAUCUCGAGACUGCCGAGAUUCAGAUCGCGUCGCUCUUCGCGUCCUCCCCGCCGUUCCCUUCUACCGAGCUCCCGGACGACUUGGCUUCGCCAUCCAGUCAGUUUGCCUCUGGUUCGGUGCGGUCGAUGUCCUCCUCUGUUAUGUCGGCACUGCGCAAGUCUACCUCCGAAAAUGGUAGCGGCAAGACAGGCUUCAAGGCACGCGCCAUCCCAGCGACCGUCCUCGCCCCGUCUAUCCAGCCCCGCCAAAGUCGCGCGGCACUCCUGCGGGCAGGCGUUCAAGUCGACAAGGUACAGGUCGGCAAGCGCGCCCCGUUGACGAAGGAGCAGUUAGCCAAGACAUUCGCCGACGUUCCCGGCCACAAGUUCCGCUCAGGUUCGAUCACGGUUGCCUCGACCGCUCCCCCUACGAUUGCUCCUCGCAUGACUCGUGCUGCGUCCCUCAGGAUAGGUAAGGGCGGUGUGGAUGCUACCCCAAAGCCCAUCAAGACCCGCUCGGUCUCUAACGAGGAGACGGGUAAGGUCGCUGCUGAGAAGAAAGCCGGCUUCGAGGGCGUCCCUGGGCACAAGCGCAGGGAGACUAUCACCGUCGCCAGCGUGAAGGCGCCGACCGUCCCCCCCAGGAUGAACAGGAGUGCCGCGCUACGCGCGAUGAAAGACUCUGCUCCUCCUUCUUCCUUCAAUCUCCGGACCUCCUUUGAUCAGGCGCCACCGUCGCGGAGCUCCUCACGCCAGUCGAUGAGCGGACCCAGACCGUCCUUGUCUCGCCCGCCUUCCCAAGCCAAAGUUACGCCGCCUGCCGCGCCACGACCCAGCGUAUCUCGCACAACAUCCCGCGCCAGCAUCUCCCGCUCCGUCUCCAAGGACGACAUAUCUACCCCAGCAAAAUCCACCGCCAGCUCGACCGCGAAUGAAGAGAAGCCCAAGCCCAAACCGCGGCCGAGCAGUCUCCAAGGCCCGGUGCUCGCCCCGCGCACGAAUAAGAGCGCUCUCUUGCGCGCUGCGAAGAUGGCGAAGGAGGCCGCGGAGAAGGCCGCGGCGCCUGUUAAAGGCAUGAAGUCCAAGCCCGCGAAGGCGGUUGCGGCGUAGUCAUCCUCUUAAGCUGAAUAUUCAUGCCCGAAUGCCUCUUCCACGACAAUACCCUGCGCGCAUCCGUCCCGAAGAUAUCAACGGAUAUCAUAUACGCAUCUCAGACAUAUGCUUGAUUUCACUCAUGCACAGAUCCUACCUUCGAAGGGUUCUAUUUCGAUUACCAAAAGUUAUGCUUGUUUCUGGGUUUUGGUUCCUAUUUAUCGUUUUCGAUGUUUAGCCCCUUCUUGUUUAUGAGGUCGAUGUUGUAUAAUGAACAAUCUAUAGGCGAUGAUGCUAUUGCAUCGAUUGCGAAGGUCCU
Messenger RNA from Gloeophyllum trabeum ATCC 11539, 1941 nucleotides. RefSeq lists its product as uncharacterized. Gene Ontology annotation, biological process: negative regulation of oxidative stress-induced intrinsic apoptotic signaling pathway. The coding region runs from base 102 to 1640 and encodes 512 amino acids. The record is from RefSeq and is a predicted model, not a curated record. Lineage: Eukaryota; Fungi; Basidiomycota; Agaricomycetes; Gloeophyllales; Gloeophyllaceae. The transcript is spliced from 4 exons.